Candoia aspera is the source of this 3332-nucleotide messenger RNA. RefSeq names its product torsin-1A-interacting protein 1-like. Gene Ontology annotation, molecular function: ATPase activator activity. Gene Ontology annotation, biological process: membrane organization. Bases 505 to 2169 code for a protein of 554 amino acids. The transcript is spliced from 3 exons. Lineage: Eukaryota; Metazoa; Chordata; Lepidosauria; Squamata; Candoiidae. The record is from RefSeq and is a predicted model, not a curated record. Gene Ontology annotation, cellular component: membrane.
GGAGACUUACAGGGCUUAGUUCUCGAGAGCACGCUUAUUUUACGGGGAAAACAAUGAAAUGUAGCUGGCCUUAAUCUUUUUGUUUCUAUCCUAGCUGUUUGUUGUUCUCCUAGGAAAAGAAGGCUGUCACUAAGGCAUAGAUGACCGGGCCAGGAGCGGCUGUCUGUCAAAAAUACAGGAUCUUGAAGAGGAUCAAAUUAACUUUCCUUAGGGGAAGCCGCGCGUGUUAGAUCGAUUGAUUUGCUCGUGUAAAGAAGAUACAGAGGAAGAGGACGAAAAGAGCGCAGAAAAAGUGGAGAAAGGAGAGGAUUAAACCGCUACAGUAUUUGUUUUCAUUUCUCUUUCGGCCUGCUGCGUAGAAGCAAAAUACGUUCGUUGGUGGAAAUUGAUUAAAAAGGAAGAGGACGGCGACGCUGAAAGUCCGUCUCCAGGGAGGCUGCGCGCAUCGCUGACGGGAAAACCAGACAGGGAUUGGUGAGGCUGCGGCGGACCGGAGUGGGGGCUAUGCUUGUGGGGAAGCCAGCGGCAGACCCGGACUCCCCCGACCAAAGCGAUGGGGACGAGGACGAGGAGAGGCUGCUCCUGUGGCACGUGACACCCAGGCAGCCUCUGAGGAAAACCGCCGCGCAAAAUGGCGGCGGCGGCCUUCGGACCCACGCCUCAGUCCCGCAAGUCUGCGGCGGAGGCCACCACGGGAGCCGUAAGCGGGAAGUGAGGUUUUUUGAGGAAGUACUCGAGCAGUCGACUGCGGGGACUACGCCGAGGCCGAACACCUUUGCGAUGUCAGAAAGACCGUAUACGAGGAGGGCUGCGAGAGAGGAGGCGGUGGCGAGGGUUUCUGAGGAAAUACUCGAGCUUUCGACUGCGGGGAUCACGCCGAAGCCGAACGCCUUUGCGAUGUCAGAAAGACCGUAUGUGAGGAAGGCUGCGAGAGAGGCGGCGGCGGCGGGGUUUUCUGGGGAAGUACUCGAGCACUCGACUGCAGGGGUCACGCCGAAGCCGAACGCCUUUGCGAUGUCAGAAAGACCGUAUGUGAGGAAGGCUGCGAGAGAGGCGGCGGCGGCGGCGGGGUUUUCUGAGGAAGCACUCGAGCACUCGACUGCGGGGAUCACGCCGAAGGCGUACGCCUUUGCGAUGUCAGAAAGACCGUAUACGAGGAAGGCUGCGAGAGAGGCGGCGGCGGCAGAAGAGGAAGUGGAACCGGAUGGAGAGUCGCUUUACAGCCGGGUUUCAGAGCAGCCGAUAAGGAAAAGAAGGACCGAGCAGCAGCACCCCCAAGAAGAGUUGGGAGCUGGAUCCUCCAAAGGGGAUUACAGAACUACAAAGUCUAAGAACCCCAGUGCUAUGCAGAAGAAGGACCUACAGAUUCCUUUAAAAAGUUCUACCCCUUCUGGGAGAAGAUUCUCACUCACAGCAAUUAUAGCAAUUUGCAUUACUGCUGGUGUAUGGUAUGUAUUUCAGCAUUCAUCAGUUCACACUUUGGAAAGUGAUUAUAAAGCUCUACAAGCAUUUCAAAACCAAAUGAACAAGCUCAAGAACACCUACCCAAGUCAAGAUGCAACACUGUGGAAGAAAAUCCAAAUUACUUUUGAAAAACGUCUAAAUUCUUCUCAGAUUCAUUUGGAACCAGCUAUUUUAUUGUUCACUGCUUCAAAAGAAGCUGAAGAUGUGUUGAAAUGUUUAAGCAACCAGAUUGCUGAUGCUUUCUCAUUUUCUCAAGGCGCUCUUACAAUUAAAAUUGAUGGGGCUGGCACAAGAGCUCAAGAUAGUGAUGUUGUCAAACUUACUGUUGAUAAAAAGCUGAGCUCUGGUUUUGAGAAUGGUAACAAAGCAGCAGUAGUCCAUCGAUUUGAGUUACUACCUGCAGGUUCCUCCCUGAUUUUUUAUAAGUACUGUGACCAUGAAAAUGCAGCAUUUAAAGAUGUGGCUCUACUAUUAACUGUUCUUCUGGAUGAGGAGUCCCUGCAUAAAAACUUUUCUUUGUUGGAAGUUGAGGAGAGAGUGAAAGAUUUCCUCUGGGCUAAAUUUACUAACUCAAACACACCAAGAUCCUAUAACCACAUGGAUACAGACAAGUUGAGUGGGUUGUGGAGUCGCAUAUCCCAUCUAGUCUUACCUGUAUGGCCAGAAAAUUUUCUCCCUGAGGAGAAAUGCUUACAGAUGAAAUAACUUAAGAAAAGGGAGCAAGAAGGAAAUAUGAUACAACACAAUAUGUAUUGUAUAAAUCUGUUAGUGUUUGUAUAGUGAGAAGAUUGCAAUUUACUAAUCAUAAUUACUAAAGUAAAUAUGCGAUUCAAUAUCAAAAUAAGACUUCUCCUUUAUAAGGAAGCUGGAAAUCUCUAUAAAGAACUUGUAGAGCUUUAACACAAUUCUAGUGAAUUGUUGGAAAUCAGGACCCUGUACUGGAGGAAAAAAUCUUGAUUGCUCAGCCCAACCUACUUUGUGUGAUAGGAAUUUAUAAAGUAUCAAAGUCCUUUUGGAAAAUACUGUGAUUGUGAGCAAGAAGGUAAUGAAGUAUAGUCCAUGAUUCUGUGUUCCUAUCUGUGCUUGAAGUUUACUGGACUGCAAAGUUGAAGUUGAGACCAAGAUUUCUUAUUGCCUAAAAAUAAUUCUGUCUUAAUUCAUUUCCAAAAACUCUGCAUUCAAAAAGUCUUGUAAUUGUAAAUUCUGUAAGUUUCUGCUUUGGCUACAAGAUUAUGUAAGAUGUAAGCCUGUGUCCAGUCAAUCCAAUGGCAGACUGUUAGGGACCAUUUCUCACAUUUGAAAAUGGUCAGUAGAUGCAUAAAAUCUAUCCAGAUAAAUAUAAUUAUUUUAAUCCAAAAAUACAUGCCUCUUCAGUUUGUCUGUUCAGUUAGACAACUGAAGGCUUCAGAUUUAUGAGAAAUUUUCUGAGGGCAUUUUUGUACUUCUGGGUUGUCUAGCAGGAAUGAUGGAAGCCACUAAACUCGACACAUCCUUGACUUUUCAGCUUCAAUGAUAGAAGGGACAGCAAUUGUAAAUCCUCACCUUAAAAUGUUCUGUUCUAUAAGGUGUUUGAAGAUUUAAAUUUGAAAUACUUGGGAUAAGCAAAAAUUAAUGGCAUUAUAUCAGAAAAACUCACAUACUGCAGAAAUAAGGCCCAAAUCUAAUCUGAAAAUGUAUCAAAUGUGUGGUGCACAAAUUUGAAUAUCUCAUUCCUAACAACCCUGCAGAUCAUACAGCAGGCAGAACACUUUCAGAGCUUUCAUGAAUAUGUAAGCCUCAGGAUUUUGAUACUACACAAUUCUGAUAUCAUUAAGCAACAUGGAUUUCAUUGUGUUUGAGGAUCUUAUAAAACCUGUAAUUCAAAAAUA